GGCAACAAAUUCUAUUCUAAUUCUAUAUUGGUUUAAACUCAAAGCACCAUACUCGGAAAAAACUCUCCAUUAUUAUUAUUAUUUUAAUUACCAAAGCUCAAUUGUAAGCUCAUAAUUUACAUGGCAGAUCAAUCAGAUGGCAGAGAAGGAGAUAAAAAUCCCAAAACACCUAUACCCGGAAAAAGAAACAUACUCAUCACAAGCGCCUUGCCUUAUGUCAACAACGUUCCUCAUCUGGGCAAUAUCAUUGGCUGUGUUCUAAGUGCAGACGUGUUUGCUCGAUAUUGUCGUCUUCGUGGCUACAACGUGAUUUACAUAUGUGGGACUGAUGAGUAUGGCACUGCCACAGAGACAAAGGCCAUGGAGGAGAAUUCUACUCCUCAGCAGAUUUGUGACAAAUAUCACGCAAUUCAUAAGCAGGUCUACGAUUGGUUCAACAUAAGUUUUGAUGAAUUUGGACGCACCUCAACUCCUCAACAAACUGAAAUAUGCCAAUCAAUUUUCAAGAAACUGAUGGAGAACAAUUGGCUUUCUCAAAAUACUAUGCAGCAGCUUUAUUGCGAAAAAUGCAACCGGUUCUUGGCUGAUAGGCUAGUCGAAGGCACCUGCCCUAUGCUAGAUUGCAACUAUGACUCUGCACGUGGAGACCAAUGUGAGAAGUGUGGAAAGCUAUUGAAUCCAACUGAACUCAAAGACCCCAAAUGCAAAGUAUGUCAAACAACACCACAAAUUCGUGAGACGGAUCACUUAUUUCUAGAGCUUCCAUUGUUGAAGGAAAAAUUGGAAGAAUACAUCAAUAACAUGUCAGGUGCAGGAUCUUGGAGCCAAAACUCCAUUCAAGCUACUUAUGCUUGGCUUAAAGAAGGAUUAAAGCCUCGCUGUAUAACUAGGGACCUUAAGUGGGGUGUUCCUGUUCCACAUGACAAAUUUAAGGAUAAGGUUUUCUAUGUGUGGUUUGAUGCGCCUAUUGGUUAUAUCUCAAUCACUUCAUGUUACACAUCUGAUUGGGAGAAGUGGUGGAAGAACCCUGAAAAUGUGGAGUUGUACCAGUUCAUGGGCAAAGAUAAUGUGCCAUUCCACACUGUUAUGUUUCCAUCUUCACUUAUUGGGACUGGAGAAAACUGGACAUUAAUGAAGAGCAUUAGUGUUACUGAGUAUCUGAACUAUGAAGCAGGGAAGUUCUCCAAGAGUAAGGGGAUAGGAGUCUUUGGUAACGAUGCAAGAGAUUCGAACAUUCCAUCGGAAGUGUGGCGGUAUUACUUGCUAACUAACAGACCAGAAGUCUCAGAUACAUUGUUUACCUGGGCUGAUUUGCAAGCAAAACUAAAUACUGAGUUGCUUAAUAAUUUGGGAAACUUCAUCAACCGAGUUUUGAGCUUUAUUGCCAAACCUCAAGGAUCAGGAUAUGGAUCCAUCAUUCCUGAUUCGGCCGGCGCUGAAUCACAUUUAUUGACAAAGACAUUAGCAGAAACAAUUGGUAAAUAUGUGGACCAAUACAUGGAAGCAAUGGAAAAGGUAAAACUAAAGCAAGCACUGAAAAUUGGAAUGAGCAUCUCCAGUGAAGGGAAUGCAUAUCUGCAAGAGAGCCAAUUCUGGAAGCUUUACAAGCAAGACAAACAUUCCUGCAAUCUCGUUGUGAGGACUUCUGCGGGGCUAGUCUAUCUUCUCUCUUGCUUGUUAGAGCCAUUUAUGCCUUCGUUUUCUCUCAAGGUCCUAAAGCAGCUUGCCAUUCCUCAUGAAAAACGACUUUCGCUUAACGAUGAAAAUGGAGAUAAUCUCGAGAGGGCAAGAAAACCUUGGGAACUUAUACCUGUUGGCCAUAAGAUUGGGACACCAGAACCUUUAUUUAAGGAACUGAGAGAUGAAGAUGUGGAGUUUUUCAGGAACAAGUUCUCUGGAAGCCAAGCUGAUAGGAUACUAAAAACAGAAGUGGAAGCAAGCAAAACGGCUGAGCAAUUGGCGAAAACAAAAAUAUGAACUUCACUUUCCUUGCAUCUGGUGUAACUCUAGUGAUUGAAAUCCAACCAUCAAUACUGAUCAAAUCAUCAAAUGCACUUCGUUACAUAAUUGCAAUUGUGUGGUCGUUAGCUUCUUUCUAUCCUUUUUUUUUUUUUCCCUUUCUGAAAGAGGGUGUUGUCGUUUUCCACAUUGUUUGAAAAAUCAAUAUUUACAAUAUUUAUAUUCUGGAAAAAUUUCAGAGACUUUCUUGUACAAAAUUUUCUUCAAACCAAAGGAAGGGCAAAUUUCUGAAACUAAAACAAAGCACGCCGUCUGUGGGAAUCGAACCCACGACCACAUGGUUAAAAGCCAUGCGCUCUACCG
Molecule: messenger RNA, 2322 nt
Organism: Morus notabilis
Lineage: Eukaryota; Viridiplantae; Streptophyta; Magnoliopsida; Rosales; Moraceae
Product: probable methionine--tRNA ligase
Exons: 14
Coding region: 121-1977 (618 amino acids)
Biological process (GO): methionyl-tRNA aminoacylation
Cellular component (GO): aminoacyl-tRNA synthetase multienzyme complex; cytosol
Molecular function (GO): methionine-tRNA ligase activity; ATP binding
Source: RefSeq, a predicted model, not a curated record